GGCAGACUCGGAAAGGAGGAGGGCAGACUGGGGGAAGGGGUGGAAGAUUGUGAGGAGGUAUCUUCCUUGACAAACCCCUUUUCUUCGACGUCUAGGAAGUUCUGCUGAAAGUCGGACGAAAGUUGCCACUGGUCAGCCUUAGACGCUUUGAUUCGGAACGGCAACUGAACUAAAGUUCGGGCAAUUGCAACUGUCACAUUUUCACUUAUGGCGUAGAAACCUGUUGAGUCUCCUCUUUAGAUUGACGAGGAUAUACCAACUGACUUUCUGAAGCAGGCACCAUGUAAGGUGAAGGUCCACAUCAGUGCGCGAGAAGAGAUGAAGAGGACACGGCAAUUGCAUCGCGGGAUAUGCUCUCACACAGUCUGAAGCUCAAUCAGCAUCUCAUAGCUGGCGUAGGACUCGCAAGUCUCCAUGAGCCAAUCACAGCUCCUCGCUCCACAAGACCCGCAACCGCUUCCCCAGAUCCCUCACCCGCAAAAACCGCACCAGCAAUCCCAACGUCCCCAAAACCAGCAACAGCCGCAAACCCCUCGUCGAAUGGAGAGCCCAGCUAAAAGAAGCAACCCACCGCAGCCGAGGAGCGGGGGGCCCAAUGGGGGGCCGCCAAGUGGCGGCGGCAUGUUGCAAGAUCUGCAGCGGGAAUUCUAUGAGCAGGGGCUAGAGGGGGUGGCGGCGGGGUUUGGGCUGAUCAAGGAGGACCCCGGAAGUGCACGGAAGAGGCCUUCCGGCAACCGGCCUGUCAUUCACUACAUGGGCAACCCUCAAAACGCGCCCCCCGGAAGCAUCCCCAUGUUCGGACCCCCCCCCGACGCAGCCUAUGCUCAGUAUCCCCCUCGUGAGUAUGGCAGCCCGGUGAAGCAGGACGGCAGGCUACCACUUCCUCCCGGGGGGGUACGAGUGGCCCCGUCGCCAGCCCCCCGGAUGUCGUUCCGGGAGAUAGUGUCGAGGGAUCAGCAGCAGGGGGCCGAUGCUGCAGAUAGGCGGGGUGCGCGGCGGGGCGGGUCGAGGGGCGGCGACAAGGCCAGCAAGGGGUUGCGGCACUUCAGUUUGAAAGUCUGCGAGAAGGUAGAGGAGAAAGGAAGGACGACGUACAACGAGGUUGCCGAUGAGUUGGUUCGGGAGAUUGCAGAAGCGGGGGCGAUGAACUCUCCUUCAGAUCAGUCGUACGACGAGAAGAACAUCCGGCGGCGCGUGUACGACGCCCUCAACGUGCUGAUGGCCUUGGACAUCAUCGUCAAGGACAAGAAGGAGAUCCACUGGCGGGGGCUGCCGUCCGCCGCAGUAGCCGACAUUGGAAUGCUCAAGGAUGAGAAGUCCCGCGUGGAAGAGCAGAUGGCCAAGAAGCAGCGCUACCUAGGGAGCCUGCACCAGCAGUUUGGAUCGUACGAGAAUCUAGUUAUGCAGAACCAGCGGUUACACGGCCAGGGAGAGGGGCCCGGCGAGGGCAUCGCCUUCCCGUUCGUCCUGAUAAAGACGAAGCCGCAGGCGACGGUGGAGGUUGAGAUCUCGGAGGACAUGCAGCUGGUGCACUUCGAUUUCAACGACACCCCGUACAAGAUGCUGGAUCACGACGCGAUCCUGGAGCUGAUGGGCCUCGUAAACCGGCCGUCCGACGGCGCCGCAGAGGCGGACGAGCCCCAGGAGUUGGCGGCCGCGCCGCCGGCAGGGCCUUCCGCGGGAGACCGCGCCAACGGCACAGCGGUGCCGCAUCUGGAGAGCGGAGCGCCAUCUCCUCGCGCGCCGCAACAGGAACAAGUCCGGUUGCCGCCCCCGAACCCCGCGCAAUCCUACCAGCCUGUGCGGCAAGAAGCGGCCCCCCCGAACGGAAUCAGGAAAGGAGCCCGGGGGGGUGGCAGGGGGCAAGGACGAAGGCUGUUGCCGGAGGGGGUUGCGGCCCCCCAGAACGGAAGGUAGCGAAGAGCCGGGACGGAUUUUGAGGAAAGACUAUCGACAUUUCAGGAUGGGGGGGACGACCAAGAGUUGCUGGGGAUUGGAAGUUUGUUCAAACGGGGUUGGACGGCUCACGUGGCAUCUCCGCUAGGAGAGAAAGCGAAACGAGAUGAAAGCUGGACUUGAGAUGUCAGGAUGGAAGUCUGCAUCACAAAAGCAAGCGGUUAGAGAAGGCUUGGGGGCUCUGGCAAUCGCAGGGAAGCUUCCGAGGGAGUGAAGUAAUCUAUCGUAAAAAGCACUGUUGAUGGCGAGGAUAGACUUGACUAGUUAGGGAGCCGUUUAAGCGUGCAGGUUAUAUGUACCAUAAUAUGAAUCAAGAUGAUGAAGCAGGGAUGCCAAUAAACACAUGCCCGUGGUCUGCCAAAGACUUGACCAUCUGGUUGCAUAAAUACUUCGAGCUGAGGUUAGUGGUGCUCUUGUUGACGCCCUUGCCUGCCAAUCAUUGGCAGGCUGGGCUAACUGCACGAGAUGUAGAUGCCAUGCCAAGGCCGCAAAAUUACACACAACUGUCAGAAUGUUACGCACAUGCGGCCAAGCUUCAUUCAAGCAAUCAGAU
This is a messenger RNA of Klebsormidium nitens, 2509 nucleotides long. The record is from the annotation of a GenBank genome assembly. NCBI's taxonomy places the organism in Eukaryota, Viridiplantae, Streptophyta, Klebsormidiophyceae, Klebsormidiales, Klebsormidiaceae.